UUUAGUUCAAAUAAAAGCAUAAAUUAAAGUAUAUCGAUGAUAUUCAAUAAUAUAGAGUGAUUUUAUAAAAGUGGCAAGUUGUUUUUAUAAAAAUUCUAAUGGAUCCUCCCGAAUCUACAUUGGAAGCAUCUGCUAAUAACUAUUCAGGUACCAAUUUUAAUCAUCUGUAUAAAACGAGAGGUUAUAAAGAAGAAUCACAAGCAAAUCGCCGCCGAAAGCUAUUAGAGCAUCAAAAAAGAAAUCGUAGCAAUGCUCACGAUAGUUCAAGAUUAUCUUUAUUGGCCCAAUGUGAAGAGGAAGAGUCCCCAAAAUCCAAACCAAAGAAUAAACAUGCAUUAAAUAAUUAUAAUACAGUAAAAUUAUACUCAAAUCAGUUAAUGUUUUCUGAAUGGAUGGAAGAAUUACCUGAAAAUUUUGAAGAUGAUUGGUUCAUGGUACCUUGCCCUAUGGGCAUAAGAGUGCUUUUGGUUGCAAGCCGGAACAAAGCAUUUACCAAGCGUGGUCGAUGCAUAUUUGAUUUCCAGUCUGCUUUGCCUGGUGGAUCUCGUUCUAAGCAAUCUGAUAUACAUGGUUAUACAAUUUUAGAUUGUAUUUUCUCUGAGUUAACAGAAACUUUCUAUAUAUUAGAUUUGCUUGCUUGGGGGAAGCAACCUUUUGUCAACUGUGAGACAGAAUUCAGGUUUUUCUGGCUGCAAGGACAGUUGUCAGAAAGAGUAGAGUUAUCCGAAAAAAAUGAUAAAUCGAAUUUAUACCCAUUUUCUCUUUUAUCUCACUAUGAAUGCAGUAUUGAAACUAUUUCAAAUGUAUUAAAUAACUGGCCAUUUUUUAAUAAUAAUACUCCAAAGGUUGAUGGGUUACUAUUUUAUCACAAAAAUACUUCAUAUACCGCUGGAUAUACUCCUACAGUUUUGUGGCUUUUUUCAUUUAUGGUUCCAGAAAUUAUUAGCAGGAAUAUUAUGAUUGAUGAUAAUUAUAUGCAGGAAAAACCAGCAGAUUAUGAAAACCAAAAAUUAUUCAUAGAAAAAUUCAAUGAGGACCAGAAAAAAAAGAAGAAAGGAAAAAGUUAUUUAAAAUCACUGGUUAUGGAAACAGAGGGCACGGUAGAGGAAACAGAGGAUAGUCCAUUAUUAUCAGAUAUGGAAAUUACGUAGUGUUUAAGCCAUUUACACAAUCAAUCUGCAACA
Molecule: messenger RNA, 1184 nt
Organism: Ctenocephalides felis (cat flea)
Lineage: Eukaryota; Metazoa; Arthropoda; Insecta; Siphonaptera; Pulicidae
Product: snurportin-1-like
Exons: 6
Coding region: 99-1151 (350 amino acids)
Biological process (GO): snRNA import into nucleus
Cellular component (GO): cytoplasm; nucleus
Molecular function (GO): protein binding
Source: RefSeq, a predicted model, not a curated record